This is a messenger RNA of Dicrocoelium dendriticum, 1565 nucleotides long. Lineage: Eukaryota; Metazoa; Platyhelminthes; Trematoda; Plagiorchiida; Dicrocoeliidae. The record is from the annotation of a GenBank genome assembly.
CGCGGUAGAAACAGUAUUUUCGAAAUCGUACGCCAUGGAGUCUGAUUUCCGGAGAAUCUUCUUUGGGCGUUCUUUUGACAGUUUUGACGAGUUUAAUAGUUUGUUUUCAGACUUUAUGCUUCUUCAUUACGUCAAUUUCGUACGCUACAGCAGCAAAAAAUGUAACCUGUCACGGGUGAAGUACGACAAGGUGAUUUAUCGAUGUGUCCGCUGCGCUCGGCGGAAGUCAAAAAGUACAGGAGUGAGACGUGUUUACUCACGUGAUACUAACUGCCAAGCUCGCGUUAACCUCAUUAGAACGGGACGCAAGCUGAAAGUCACAACGUUCGAUCUGUCUCACAAUCACCCAGUUAAUCGCCUUCUUUUUGAGCGACACCCCAUCAAUCGCCGUCUGACGGACGAUGAGUUCACUCAGUCCGUAGACCUUUUCCGCUACAACACCCCAACAAGCGACAUCAAGCAGUUCGUCGAGGUUCGAUUCGGAAAGCAUAUUACCAGCGAUGAUGUCCGCAAUGUUCGUCGUAAACUGAGACCUGGCGUUGAGUUAAAAUUGCAUCAGGUUAUCAAGUCUAUGGAAGAAGACGGAGUUGCGCGAAUUAUUUCUGAGGAAGGCUUGUGCACACACGUAUUAUUCGCUCGGCAUCAACAAAUAGAACUUUUCCGCCGAUUCUCGCAUGUCGUUUGUGUAGACGCUACUCAUGGCACUAACCGUUUGAAGUAAGAAUUGAUAGCGGGCUUACUUGUUGCUUGCAGCUUCAAACUAUACCAGUUUUUAAUAACUGACGGCAUGGGGUAUGGCCGGCCAAUAUUUUAUGCGUUUCUGCGUCGGGAAGAUUACGCAUCAUUGCUUACGUUGUUCGAAGCGUUUCGGGAUAUCAUGGGUCAUGAUAUUCCCGUCCGCACAAUAAUGAUGGACAAAAUGGCCGCUCAAAUACGUGCGGCGCGCGCCGUUUUUCAAUGCGACAUUUUGUUGUGUUACUUCCACAUCCGCCAGGCCAUCAGGAAGCAUACAAACAUUAACCGGUCGCGUUAUCUGUUUCAUCGCAUGGCAACUUCUGACACGGAGACGGAAUUUCAACAAGAUUUGAAGCUCCUUCAAAGAACAGACCCCCACUUUGUGCGCUACCUUACGUUGUACUGGUUGUACAUAAAACGCUCGUGGGCGAAACACGCACAAGCUGGACUGGUGCAUUUUGGCAAUACAACGAACAACCGAGUUGAGAAUGCCAACUUGCGAUUGAAGAAAGUUACCCAUGCAUCGGAUGGCCUUGUUGCAGCCGUUCGCAAAGUCUGGGCGCAUUCGGAAGUUCUCCUGAAAGAGUCCCAGAUGCAUGCCGCGUUUUUCUGUGACAGGCGUCAGCUACUAGAAGGCAGCGCAUAUGUUCAUCGCGUAGUUUGCCUCUUAACUACGUACGCAUGCAACUUAGUGAUGCGCCAUUUAGCACAACCCAUGUUACAAGCAGUUUACUCGGACCUUGGAGAUGGAGUGUUUGAGAUAUCGCACCAGGGAAACCGCUUCACCAUCGAUUGCUCCUUGGGAACAUGUACCUGUCCUUUUUAUGAAA